Messenger RNA from Histoplasma mississippiense, 1971 nucleotides. RefSeq lists its product as hypothetical. The record is from RefSeq and is a predicted model, not a curated record. NCBI's taxonomy places the organism in Eukaryota, Fungi, Ascomycota, Eurotiomycetes, Onygenales, Ajellomycetaceae. The transcript is spliced from 2 exons. Bases 1 to 1971 code for a protein of 656 amino acids.
AUGCUUGGUAAUGGCGGGCAGCUACCGCUCCUUCCCCCGGCCCUGCCUACCCAGCCAGUACAUCCACAUCCCGUAAUUGUGCAUCAUCCCGUUCUCACUCCAACACCCCUUGUUUCACAUAUCAACGCACCAGAUGAACUACGAGUUCCAUCUCCAGACGACGACGAAGAAAAAGGCGGAAACCAGACAAUUGUUGUCCCAAAUCCUCCUGAGCCUGAAAUCCCCAAACCGGGAGAGAAUAAUAAACAUCCGGCAGACGUACCGCGCGGCGGUCUCCCGCCUUCCGAAUCUGCGUUGAUCCCUCAACUUUCUACCAACCCCUGGACGCAAUCGGAUCCUUCUAUCUACCAGCAAAUGAGGACAAAAUCUCGGGCAGCGGUCACCAUUCUCUCAGCUUUAAUCGCUUAUGUCUCUAUAAACAGCCUGGCUAGGGCUCUUAACCCUUCUGCUUUCAUCUGGUAUGAAGAGGAUAGGGAAGAAAGUGACUGGGUUUCGACUUCACAUUCCUGGUGGGAUCGUAAAGCAUGCCGAUGGCUUAGCCUCUGUGGAGCUACUCACUUUCGACUAAGGGGUCGUUUUGGACCUCGCAAUCCUAUACAGGAUGGUGAUGACGGAGAGCAGGAGGAGUGGGAGUCCUAUUGGAAGAGCGGAAAUAAAACCCGCCCUGAAGAUUGGACCAACGAUGAACGCCGUUUGCGCACGAUCCCCGAUUAUGUCCUGGAAUAUGCACCCCUAGUCCACCUUUUCUCUGAAGAGCAGUUUUGGCCCAGUGAUAUUGCGAAGCAUCUUUACCACAUCACACCAGAAUUGAAUUACACUCCUAUUCAGGCUCAAGCAGAACAUCCCACCCUCGCUAACCUCAGUGAGUUUAACAAGUAUCAGGGUGGAGAAUAUGUAUUCUUGACCAGUAAGGACAAUGUGGAGGAUCGACCAUCUUGGCUGGGGUCGGAGGGCAACAUCCCAAAGCCUGAUGAUACAGAGGACGAAUUGGAGUGGCAGAGCGGAAUUUAUGACGCGCAAGAAGAUGUACCGCUCGAGGAAAUGGAGGACUGGUAUGAUGCAAGGAAUGGCAGUCCUCAAAUGGAAGGAGGUGGCGAAACGCACCACGGUUCGCUUUCGCAGGCUCCUCUGGCGGAGGGCGUUGACAGAUACGAUUUUAUGGAUGAUGGAGCAACCCCGCGGCCGGAUAAAGGAGGUAUACGUGACGAUGUGAAUGACAAGCCUGGCCGUAGCAAGGCACCAGCUGUUUUGAUCGUCGUGGAUAAAGGCCAUGGCAUUGUGGAUGCGUUUUGGUUCUACUUUUACAGCUUUAAUCUCGGCAAUAAGGUUCUUAACAUCCGUUUCGGGAAUCACGUUGGCGAUUGGGAACAUUCACUUGUUCGGUUCCACAACGGUACUCCAAAAGCUAUCUAUUUUAGCGAGCAUUCGUUCGGGGAGGCUUUUAGCUAUGAUGCUGUAGAGAAAAUGGGGAAAAGGCCUGUUAUAUAUUCAGCCUCUGGGACACAUGCCAUGUACGCUACACCAGGCACCCACGCCUACAUUCUCCCCUGGGGAUUGCUGCAUGACCGAACUGACCGCGGCCCACUUUGGGAUCCCGCCCGCAAUUACCACGGUUACACAUACGAUCAUAAUAACGACGUCUUACGUGCCUCAACCGCCAACCCCCAGUCGCCAACCGCAUGGUUCUACUUUGCCGGCCACUGGGGCGAUAAGUUCUAUCCCCUGGGUGAUCGGAGACAGUAUAGGUUCGUCGGGCAAUACCACUAUGUGAAUGGCCCAUAUGGCCCGAGAUUUAAGGAACUCGGCCGUGAUAAGAUAUGCGGAGGUGCUACGACUGAUCCAUGUGUGAUUAAGAAUUGGAUUGGAGGUGGUGUGAGAUCGAAAAGGUGGGUAGAUGUUGGGGAAGGGGAGGAGCUUAGCGACGAGGAUAUAGAGAAGGUUUUAGAGAGGAAUGGCGCGACGCCGUUGUGA